AUGGUUAAAUUGGCUGCAAAAUUGAAGCGACUUAAGGUGGAGCUGCGGAUAUGGAAUAAAUCGGUGUUUGGGAGAGUGGAUACUAAUAUUCAGGAGCUAGAUGCGAAAAUGGAAAGGGAGGAGAGUCGUCUAGCCCAAUUAGCAAAGAACAAGUGGUUAAAAGAAGGUGAUCAGAAUUCCAAGUUUUUUCAUGCGGUUGUUUCACAGCGUAGGCAUGGUUCAGUAAUUUCGCAGAUGAGGUUGGCAGAUGGGACUAUGUUGGACUCGGCAGAGAAGGUGCACUUGGGGGCGGUGGAAUAUUUUACUAAUUUCCUAACAGACAUGCCGCAGGUUGUUCAUGCAGAUCUUUCUCCUCUUGUGGGAUUGGAAAUCUCAGAGGAAGAUAAUUCCAGUUUGUGCCAUAGGCCUUUGGAAGAGGAAGUGAAGGAGGCCGUUUUCUCGAUUCCAGAAUAUAGUAGCCCUGGUCCGGAUGGGUAUGGGUCUUCUUUUUAUAUUUCUUGUUGGCAUCUUGUGAAAGAAGAGGUGGUCGAGGCCGCAAGGGAUUUUUUUGCGGGCUCUCCGUUACCAAGGUUCUAUACUUCGUCCUAUAUUGUUUUAAUUCCGAAAGUGUUGGAUCCCAAGAGUUUUGAGAAAUUCAGGCCAAUAAGUCUAUGUUCUGUGGCUUAUAAGAUUUUUUCGAAAAUCUUGGUGAAGCGGUUGACGGGUUUUCUGCCUAGAUUAAUUUCGGCUGAAUAG
Molecule: messenger RNA, 735 nt
Organism: Juglans regia (Persian walnut)
Lineage: Eukaryota; Viridiplantae; Streptophyta; Magnoliopsida; Fagales; Juglandaceae
Exons: 2
Coding region: 1-735 (244 amino acids)
Source: RefSeq, a predicted model, not a curated record